Molecule: messenger RNA, 1811 nt
Organism: Coregonus sp. 'balchen'
Lineage: Eukaryota; Metazoa; Chordata; Actinopteri; Salmoniformes; Salmonidae
Source: the annotation of a GenBank genome assembly
AUGGGUCUGGAAGACAUGCAACACUGUCACCCCGAUGUUCUGCUUGGAUUGAGAGGGGAAAAUAGACAGAACUGUGUCAAAUCAUGCAAAGAUGUGACAGGGACUACUUUAUCUGCUGGGGUGGAGUGGUGGAUGAUUUCUGGGCUAUGGGGAGAUUGGGUAAUGGGGCCGUAAAGGCCUAUUUACUGCACAAUGCAGUCAAUGGACUAGAUUCACCCAAAAAUGAUGAUGCAUUAAUCAGGGAAUGAUAAUGACUUCACUAAAUGCUAGAGACAUUUAUUAGCAUGGCACACUUUGGAGAGUACCAUUACAAGCUCAAGGACCUCUCUCUCUCUCUCUCUCUCUCUCUCUCUCUCUCUCUCUCACUCUCUCUCAUUCUCUCUCUCUCUCUCUCUCUCUCGUUCUCUCAUGAAGUUUCUUUUAAAAGCUUUUUCUGUCCAUAUUUUAUGCCACAUUUUAAAGCCUUGGCCUAUGACUCAGACAAAACACUUUAGUGGUUGGUGCCAUUCACAAAACCAAGGACAUGAAUUGUGAUUCACUACAGAGCCACAGACCAUACAUAGACCAUAAACACCAUAACCCAUUUUAUAGGUGGCUUUAUUUUCCCCAGACUGUAGAGCCAAGUUUCCACUAAUAAAAGGUUUAUAUCAACAGGCUUGGAUUCCACUGUGCAGGAAAACUGUCCCUAUGAUUAGUGACCAGGUUGUAUAGCCAAGCAAUUAUAUUGUGAUGUAUGUAAAUAGGAGAUGUUAACAGUGUGAGAGAUAAUAAAGUGAACUCUGAGUCAUCAGUCAGGUGUUUGCAGACCUGAGGCUUUGGAGCAGACAAGAACCAUUAUACUAAUGACUGAUACAGUCAAGCCCCAAUUUAACAUCCUCCUCCAUCCCUAAGUACAUUUUACAUUUGAGUCAUUUAGCAGACGCUGUUAUUCAGAGCGACUUACAGGAGCAAUUAGGAUUACGUGCUUUGCACAAGCGCACAUCGACAGAUUUUUCACUUAGUCGGCUCUGGGAUUUGAACCAGCAACCGUUCAGUUACUGUCCCAACACUCUAACCGCUAGGCUACCUGCAGAUAUAAAUAUCAGACAUGUGACAUUCAUCUUUGAAUUGAGAUGUUGUACUUUAAGGAGGACCACUGACGACAAUAACGGCAAUCCAUCAAUCUUACAUUUCCCAGCGUCCCUUUGUGUCCCAAAUGGCACCCUAUUCCCUACAUAGUGCACUACGUUUGACCAGAGCCUCAUUAGGCCCAGGUCAAAAGUCUUCCACUAUGGGAUUGAUGGAUUGGCGUUAUUGUAAUCAGUGGUCCUGUUUGUUCCAAUGAGGGACUGGAAAGUUAAUCUGCUUUGUUUUCCUCCGUUUAACGUCUACCGCUAUAAACACCAUGGAAGAAAACUAAUGGAAAGCUUUCACCUGGAACUUUCUUUCAGGCACCUAGACACAAAUUAUGAAUCUAUAAAUUAUGUUUUUUUACUCUCUCUCUCUCUCUCUCUCUCUCUCUCUCUCUCUCUCUCACCCCUACCCCUGCAGACGGAGAGAAGGACCACCCUAAGACAGAGGCGGGGGUCAUCUGGAGGGUGACCGGCGGUCUCUUCAACAUGACCAGAGGGGCGGUCGGAGCGACAUGGGGAGGCGUGGCCUGGGUAGGCUGUAAGAGCUAUGACAUCACCAAGACGGUGGUGACCAGCGUGCCGGCCGCCGGCGUGGGAUUGGUCAAGGGUGGCGUUUCCGUGGUGACAGGAGGAGUGGGGGCGGUAGGGUCCGCUGUAGCCAGUAAAGUUACACCAAAGAAAAAGGACAAGUCUGAUUAG